Fusarium verticillioides 7600 is the source of this 639-nucleotide messenger RNA. RefSeq lists its product as hypothetical. The record is from RefSeq and is a predicted model, not a curated record. The transcript is spliced from 2 exons. The coding region runs from base 1 to 639 and encodes 212 amino acids. NCBI's taxonomy places the organism in Eukaryota, Fungi, Ascomycota, Sordariomycetes, Hypocreales, Nectriaceae.
AUGCGAUCAAGAUACUACAGCGAUUAUAUUAAGCAUGCAGUAGAAGCACCGGAAGACAAAUGCCGAACUCAACUUAAGCAUACAAUCGACAAGGAACUGGAAGCGUUGACGGGUGUUGAAAAAGAGUCCUACACGAAGGAUAUGGAAUUGCUCACAUUCUGUCCCGCUACAAUCGAGCGCAGUUUCGCGCUUCUCAAGCCCUUCGACUACACAGAACGAUAUUCACUCCAUUACAUUCUCCUACGCAAGUACUCUGGUGAUGGAAACAUGACACACAAGGAGGCAGACCGAGAGGCGAAGAUUCUCCUUGAUGAAUAUAAAGCAGAGCAUUUUAAGAGCUUAUGUGAAGAGUCGAGAGAGUUGACCGACUGGCAAGAGCGAGAGACGGGUGAUGGAGCAUCUAGCUCGGCGGGUAUGGAUAUCGAUUUGUCAGAACCCGCCAGCGAAGAUCUCACUACGAAGAUCUCAGUGCUUCAGAUUUCUAACAAGAAGUCAAAUGGCGAAGCAGGCGGGGUGACAAAGACGGCCAAGAAGCGUCCUCUUGACGAUAGCGACGACGCUGAUGAGGCAGCCCCGUCAGGUUAUAAACGCGCGAAGGUGGAACAUUGGCGAGAGCGCUUUAAUUUUGGAUGGAGUUAA